Oryza sativa Japonica Group (Japanese rice) is the source of this 642-nucleotide messenger RNA. RefSeq lists its product as uncharacterized. Lineage: Eukaryota; Viridiplantae; Streptophyta; Magnoliopsida; Poales; Poaceae. The record is from RefSeq and is a predicted model, not a curated record.
GCACCUGCGGCCCCAUCGUGGACUUGGACCGGCCAGCGCGGGAGGCGGUGAGGGACGCCGCCGCCUACGUGCUCCGCCCGCUGGUGGACAACUUCAACCGUCUCUUCUCGCUCAAGACCGCCUUCGAUAUUGAGGAUUACAAUAUCGGCAUGCCCACCGGUGCACUCAUCGCGUGUGUUGGAUGCUAUCAACUGCUGAAGAUGAAUCCUUCGUUGUUCGUCGAUGCUGUGCUGGGGUACGCGUUCUACAAGCUCAGCGUCUUGUCGUCGCAGGUCCGGAAGCAGGGAUUCCCCAACGAGUACAUCACCCGGAUCAAAACCAUUAUUGCCUUAAUUUUUAUCGCCAAGGAUUUCCAUAAGAACUUCGUGCCCUUGGAUUACAUCAAGGUGCCAGUUUUUUUCUUCUACCUCCUAACAUUACUCGUCGAAGUGCAUGGCCUAAAGAAAGACGCAAGAUAUCUUUUGUCUAGAUUGUUUGAGCUGCUUCAAAUCAAGGAGGGCAGACGCGAGCUACUAGUCGACAUCCUCUUAACCAGAUGAAUAAUUCUUGUUGCAUGAUUCAAUCAAGAAACGGUUAAUCGAUUUGUCUGGCUUAAAGCAGAUCUCGUAGUCAUAUAUAUAAUUAUUCUUGAUUAACUUGUUA